UCGAUCUUCCAAGUGCAAAACAAUCCUAGCUAUCUCUAGCCUUAAACUUUUGUAAAACUGGUGUUGACAAUCAUCAUAUCAUUCAUAUAUAUAUAUUGAUACCAAAAGUCAUAAUCGACAUGUCGAGUUUAAUUGACAAGGCUAAACACAUGGUUUCGGGUGCAGUGACGGGUAUGGAGAAGCCUGAGGCGAGUGUGAAAGACGUGGAUCUUAAAGGUGUAAGCCUUGGCCACGUCACAUACAACGCUAAGAUCAUCGUUACAAAUCCUUGUGGUGUUUCUAUUCCUAUCUGUGAGAUCCGUUACAUUCUCAAAAGCAACGGCAGCGAGAUUGCAACCGGCACACUCCCUGACCCUGGUUCACUAAAAGGGAACGAUGAUACCUUGCUAGAUGUCGAGAUGAAGGUUCCACACAGUGUCUUGGUAAGCUUAGUGAAGGAUAUUACUAGAGAUUGGGACAUCGAUUACGACCUUCAAGUCGACCUUGUUGUUGAUCUCCCACUCAUUGGCGAGUUUACCAUCCCAAUUAAUAACAAGGGUGAGGUCAAGCUCCCUUCACUUAGCGACUAUUGGAAAUGAAAAUAAGAUCGAGUAGUGAUCCGAUUGAUCGAUCACAUGUAUCAUGUAUGUAUAUACACCUUUCAAGUACUUCAUAAUACUUGAUUUUGAAGGGAUAAUAUGUACUAUGUAUUUGUCCUAUAUUUAAUUUUCCCUCUUGUUUUGUCCUUA
Erigeron canadensis is the source of this 728-nucleotide messenger RNA. Its product is annotated as desiccation protectant protein Lea14 homolog. Gene Ontology annotation, cellular component: cytosol. The coding region runs from base 120 to 578 and encodes 152 amino acids. The transcript has 2 exons. NCBI's taxonomy places the organism in Eukaryota, Viridiplantae, Streptophyta, Magnoliopsida, Asterales, Asteraceae. Gene Ontology annotation, biological process: response to desiccation. The record is from RefSeq and is a predicted model, not a curated record.